Molecule: messenger RNA, 4502 nt
Organism: Microplitis demolitor
Lineage: Eukaryota; Metazoa; Arthropoda; Insecta; Hymenoptera; Braconidae
Exons: 7
Coding region: 729-4172 (1147 amino acids)
Source: RefSeq, a predicted model, not a curated record
AAAUGUGUGUAUUUUAUAUAUAUGUAUGUAUAUACAUAUAUAUAAUAGCUAUAAUUGUAAAUAUGUUAUGUAUACAAAAGUGAUAUUUAAUCCCGCUAAUGUUUUGUAGCUUCGAAUGUGGCGCGUGUAUUUUUCAUAUAUGAUUUGUGUCUAGUGAUUUUCACGUCAGCCAUGUUUUUCAAUCAACUAUUAACUAUUAUGUGUCAUGAUUUACUACAUUGUAUUGUUACUUUGCUUUAACCAUAAUAAGCCAUUAUUGUUAUUGUAGAUGAUGUUAUCUAAAUUUUUGAGUUGAUAAUUUGUUUUUAUAAUCGAGUGAAUUAAAUGAAUAAAUAAAUAAAAGUUGAUUGAAUUAACACUUUUGCCGCUACAAAAUACCGCUAUUUAUUUAUCAAUCGAUAAUAAAGUGUCAUGUGAAAAAAAACUUGUUGCUUUCUAAUCCACUGUGCUUAUUAAUUUUUGGCAGUAUUUCAGUUUUUUUUAAAUUAAUAUAUUAAUUACUUAGUUUUUAGUUCAAAAUUAGUUUGUUAGAUGAUACAAAUUAUUAACAAUUAUUAAUUUAAUGCUCAUAUAUGAAUUGCAGCAAACUAAAAUGGCUUGAUAAACAUAUAAAUAAGAAUAUAAUAAAUAAAUAAGAAUAUAUAUCUAUAUAUGCAACACUAACUAAAGAACGAUUACGUAUAUGAUAAUAAAUUGUUUAUGAUUGUCAUCAUUACUGUUGACAAUGAAUGGUGGAAAUGAACAGUCCAUUGGAACCAGAUUUUGAUGGAUUUGAUUUCCCAGAAAAAAAUAAUAAAAUUGAUACUACUGAAGAAAACAAAACAGGAUUACCAAUAAUAGAGGAACAGUUGAAUAUUGUUAAAUCUCUAGAGUGUGUUUCUGAAGAAUUACCACAGUGUGAAGUUUGUUCACAACAAUUUUUAACUAAAAAAGAAUUACGUUCUCACAUAACUCUACACCUUGGACAACCUAGAAUAGUUUUAAAAAGGUGCAGCAAUUUGCAUUUGGUUAAAAAAAAAGAAAAAGAUAAAUAUUGUUUAUCUCAAGAGAAAAAGGGAUCACUUAAAUUAACCCUGAAGAAACAAAAUCAUCGUGAUUUUGCAGUUAUAAGUCGGGAUUUGGAUUUCGAUAGCGAUAAUUCACACUCUGAAGAGGUGGCAGGUGAAGAACAAAAACACCAUCAGGACGAGGAGGAGGAGGAGCUGGAGGAACAUGAAGAUACACUGGAUGAUGAUAACGAAGAACAAACCGAUCAAGUACCGCAUGAAUUUGAAAAUGUGAUUGUUAAUGAAGACGAUAAUUAUCAGGAUGAUAAUUAUGAUAAUAAUGAAGAGGACAAUUUUCUUGAAGAUAAUGAAGAAAGACCAUCUGUGGAGACAAAUGAAGGUGAUUCUGGGGUAGGAAGUGACAUGGCCAACACUUGUGAAAAAGAUGAUCAAAAUGUUGAUAAUGAUGAUUUGCAUAACGUUGAUAAUUAUCACCAUGAAGAUGAUGACAGAAAUAAUGUAGAAGAAAGUGAAGAUACUGAAGAACCAGAUCCUAUUGACGCAACUUACAGAGAAACUAUUGAAAAUUUAAAAAAAAUUGGUGAACAGACUAGUACAAUAAGAGAAGAUAUGUCACCGAGAGACGAAGACGAUAGUCCCGAUGAAUCAUCAUCAGACGUCAUCACUUCCCGUAUCAAUGAUAAUGAUGCCUUAAAGUUAUUGUCAAAUAAUUCAGCAAUAGAACUUUACCCAGCAAAAAAAAGUUCAGAAAAAUCGAGUAAAAACAAUAAUAACGACGGAUCACGAUUAAAUUCGAGUAUUAAUUGGAGUCAAAUUGAAAAUUUAACUUCUUCUAAAGAUGAUGAUAACACUGACGAUAAUGUAAAUAAAGAUAAUGAUCAAACGGGUAAAGAUAAUACGGAUAACAGCACAGAGGCUGGAUUGCUGUUGCAAAAUUUAUUGACAGAACACAAUCACAGAAAAAAUAGUGAAGAAAGAUCUUCGCAUACGUCUUCUUCUCACAAUUCAUCAGUUGAUACAGAGUAUGUGUCGCUUGAAAGAUUAGCUGAGACAGUCAGUAAAUGUCGCGUGUGUGGAGAAAAGUUUACUGACAUAACAAUGUUGGAUGAUCAUAGAUUAAAAGCUGGUCAUUAUCAAUGCAAUGUGCCAGGCUGUUCAUCACUAGUAUUUUCAACGUCCGUUGAAUUGUCGUUGCACAAAUCACAGUCACAUGAAGUACAUAAUAAUCCUUUAUCACCAAGCAUAAGUAUUAUUCCGUCACAAGUUAGCCAACUGUCACCAAGAAUAACUGAUAGUGCACCUAAUCUGGGACAUAAUUCACCAAGUUUAACAAAUCAUCGCUCUCCGCACAAUAUUUCCCCUCAUACAAAUUCACCUCAUAAUUUGUCCCCACAUCCAAUGACUUUAGAUCCAUUGAAUCCUCUUCAAAUAAAUCGUACGUCGCCUUUGACUUCUUCCCAUCAAACUCAUUCACCCUCAUACCCCUCUCAGCAGCAUCAUCACCAUCAUCAGCAGCAAGAGCAUCAUCAUCACCAGCAACAGCCGCAGCAUCAACAUCAGCAGCAACAAAUAAUACCACCAAUAAAUUUUGAUCAAUUACCGCCACCAGUACAACAAUUAGCCCAACAAGUACAACGAAUGGCGUUACCUCAGCCCCAAAUGCCGCCAUCAUUACCACCGGGUGCUAAUACAAUGAUACCUGGAGCAAAUUAUUUUGUACCGCCGGCGGGAAGACCACCGAUGUAUCAUCGCAUGCCUAGUAGUCAUCAGCCUGGACCACAGAUGCAUCAGUACCCACCCCAUCUAGCCCAUUUGUAUGGUUCACAGUAUGGCCCGCCUUAUUCACAGUACCCAGGACCCUCGCAAAUGCACCCACAGUUGCAGCAACAGCUACAACAACAAAUGCCAAGAGGGCGAUAUCCUCCUUCGAUGAUGCCAAAUCCUCGAGGUCCAAGACCGCCUCCAGUACCGGCUCAAGUUCCAAGGCAGAGACUUAAAAGGCCGCUUCCUCCUCAAGCUCCCCCUCAACAGGUACAGCAGCAGCAGCAACAACAGCAGCAGCAACGGGCUUCAGAACCCAGCAGCAGCAAGCAGAGAAGAAUGGAUUUAUUGAUACCAGAUAGGAAUGAAGAUGCUGAUUGCCAUGUUAUUGCGCAGCAAAAGAGAAAUGAUGGAGUACCUAUCAUACAAAAUGUCCAAGGAGCCACUCAAUCGGGUAGUAGAAAUGACUCUACUAUUCAUUUAACUGACUCCAUUACUCUCAGUGUUCGUCAACCUGGUUCCACUCCAGCUCAAGUGCAGAGUCCAGGGACAGCACCACCGAAAAAACCUGAUGCUAAAGCUGUAGCCAAUGUUCUGGCAGCGCGAGGGAUUACGGUAACACCAACGGCUAAUAAAAACAAGUCUGGAGAGCAGCAGAAACAACAGCCAUCGACACAACAACAACAACCGCCCCAACAACGUGCCACAGCUGCAACUUCCCCUUCGGUUACCGCUUUAAAUUUAAAUUCUGCUAUUUCUAUUAUUCCUACGAGUUCUCAGAGGAAACAGCAACAACAACAACAGCAGCAACAACAACAGGACCAACAAUUCGCUGUACCACAAAAUAAACAAAGUAAACAAACGACCCAGGAUAUUGAGAGACCACCUAGACCACCUACGAUUGAUCUUACCCAGGAAUCGAGUUCAUUAUUGCCGCCUGCACGAAGAGGAAGACCGACUAGAGCUGCAUUGACCUGCCAAAUAUGCGAUAAAAGUUUUCAAAGUCAAGAAGUUUUAAUUCAACAUAUGGCAUCUCAUCGCACGACAAAUAAAUUAGAUUAUAAGUGUAAUCUCUGUUCAGCAGCGUACCCAACCUCACAAGGUUUAGUUUUGCAUAAACAGAGUUAUCAUAAGGAAUUGGAUAGUGCUUUACCAAAUGGUGGUACAGAAUUGGCUAUUCCAGUGGUCGAUUUAAAAUCACCGCAAACUCUAUCACGAUUGAAUAGUUUAGGUAUACAAAGUUAUAUACCACUAUCACAAUUAAGUGCACAAACUGGUGGUUAUUUUGCAUUACCAAUUGUUACUAUCGACAGUCCACGUAAUCCAAAUUCAUGUAAUUUAGGUGCACUUGGUGCUACAUCGAUAUUAAGCUUAGGGCCUUUAAAACACCUGUCUAACAGGUAACUAUAAUCAUUUUAAAUAGACAAAAAAUAUAUUUAUAUAUUUAUCAUAAUUUUAAGUGACACCUUUAUUGUUGACUAAUUUUUUUUUCUCAUUUAAAAAAAACCCAUGACAUUCUCUUCGAUUUUUAUUUAUCUACAAGUUGAAAAAUGAUGAUAAAAAGAAAAAAAUUGAUAAUGAUAAUAAUAAAAAAUUAAUAGAUAUCGAUAACUGUUAAAUAAAUUAUUUGAGGCUUAGUUAUUUAUCUCAAGAAGAUUUAGUUAAGUUAUGAAAUUUUUAUAUUUAAAUAAAUAUAAAUUUUUAAUUUAUUUUCAUCUUAUAAAUAAAUUUUUU